UAUACUUCUUACCUAUUACUACCCUUCUUGGCAAUUGCACUUGCAUUGACAUCAAUUUCCCAAAGACUAUACUUCUUCUUUUGAGUGAAAAAAAAUACCAUACUUAAUUGUCUUCAAUUAACCAGUAUACCAUCCCAAAUUUCCAAUAACUCACUUCCUAGCACCAUGGCACAACUUCCACCUAAACUAUUUAGCAGUGGAAUUGAGCAUGCAUCAUUUGUGACAAGCUAUCAAAUCCUUAAAAAAGCAUGGAAUGUUAUCUCAUCUAAUUAUCAAGACAUAGUUACAAAUGAUGGUGUUGGAUUGUGUUGGAAAGUUUACAAAGAACAAAAUCCUGAUUUGACUAUUAUAGCCUUUGAAGCUACCAAAGAUUCUUCCAAUCUUCAAAGUGAUUUGAUUUCAUCUUCUGAUCUUAAUAAGAAGAAGAAUUUUCAUCAGUUUGACUUUUUAUGCUCUAAGAAGAACCCUUCUUUCUCUCUGAAUAGCACUGCUUUUUCACUGUUUUAUGAUAAUAUUCAGAAGCUUGAUGAGCUGAAAUCUAAGAUUUUAGGUGCAUAUCCAGGAACUCCAUUAAUUGUUACUGGAAAAGGCCUCGGAGGAUCAAUAGCUUCACUCUUCACAAUAUCACUAUUAGACAACAUUGGUUCAACAAAGAAUCGACCACUAUGCAUCACAUUUGGUUCACCUCUUGUUGGUGACAGGAAGUUGCAACGAGCCAUAUCACGUAGUUCGAAUUGGAAUUCUUGCUUUAUUAAUGUUGUUUUUUGCAAUGAUCCACAUCCGAGGCUAUUCAUCACAAACUACAUGCCUUUUGGAACAUUUCUCUUUUGUUCUGAUUCAGGUUCUACUUGUUUUGAGAAUCCCGAAUCAAAUUUGGAAAUAAUAGUGACAUUAAGCAAAAUGCAUGGUCAAAAUCAAGGAUUCAAAUUAGAUGAGUACGGAAGUAUAGUCGAAAAUCUCAGACGUAGAGCAUUUUUUAAGGAUGUUUCUACGCCGGCUGGAGACAGGACUCAUUCAGAUAAACUUGUGAUUGGUAUCAGUUUGCAGUUGCAAGCACUAGGAUUGACACCAAACAUUCUGCAAGAGCUUGACAUUGAUGUCAAUGCUCUAGAAACAAAGAUAAAAAGACUAGAACAAUUUUUAAUCUUUCAAAAGAAGACAUCAUUUGAUCCAUCCAAGAAACUGAAUGAAAUGAGGCGACAUAUGGCGCAACUUGAAUGGUACAGAAAGAAAACAAAAAAUCUUGACAUAGGGUACUAUGACAGCUACAAAAACAAGAACGUAUCAGCUGAUUAUGAAGUUGAUUGGUAUUUAAAAAGCAUCAUAUUUUUUUGGGAAAAGAUGGUUGAAGAAGCUGAUCUGAAGCCUCAAAGAGAAGGCGCUGCAUUUCGUACUCGCUGGCUCUUCGGUGGAACUACAUAUAGAAGAAUGGUUGAACCACUAGCUAUUGCUCAAUACUAUAGAGACGGUGGUAAAGAUUAUAUCAAUAAACAAAGAUCCAAACACUUCAAAGCUUUGGAGGAAUGGUUAGAGGAAGGCCAGACAAAAGCUAAAAUUGAAUCAAAUCGUAUAAAUAGGAAGAAUGUGGAAGUGAUUUUGACUAUAGAUUCUUGCUUUUGGGCACAUGUUGAAGAGGCUAUACUUGCAUGCAAAGAGUUGAAGGUUGUGAAAUACAAAGAAGAGGUAUUGAAUAAAUUGGUUGAAUUUGAAAACUAUGUUUAUGGUUUGCUUAAGGAUUAUGUUGUGUCUCCUGAGAUUUUCUUGAGGCAAAGUAGCUAUAUGAGUUGGUGGAAUAAUUAUAAAGUUGUUAAGGGAUCUUCAUACACUUCAAAACUUGCUAAUUUCAUGAAUGAUGCUGGAAACAUUAAGCUGUAUGGUUUGGGAGGUUAUGACUUUCCUUGAAGUAUGUUUGUUGCAUAAUAAAACUGAGUCUUAUAUGUUGUAAUAAAUCAGGAUUUGAUCACAUUCUUAUGCUCUUAUGAACCUUAUUGAUUAAUAAUGGAAGCUUUUUAUCUUUGUUUUUCCGUUGCAAA
Messenger RNA from Medicago truncatula (barrel medic), 2033 nucleotides. Its product is annotated as senescence-associated carboxylesterase 101. Gene Ontology annotation, molecular function: carboxylic ester hydrolase activity. The record is from RefSeq and is a predicted model, not a curated record. Lineage: Eukaryota; Viridiplantae; Streptophyta; Magnoliopsida; Fabales; Fabaceae. The transcript has 4 exons. Gene Ontology annotation, biological process: lipid metabolic process; defense response. Bases 166 to 1902 code for a protein of 578 amino acids.